Messenger RNA from Colletotrichum gloeosporioides, 840 nucleotides. RefSeq lists its product as uncharacterized. Gene Ontology annotation, biological process: positive regulation of transcription by RNA polymerase II. The record is from RefSeq and is a predicted model, not a curated record. NCBI's taxonomy places the organism in Eukaryota, Fungi, Ascomycota, Sordariomycetes, Glomerellales, Glomerellaceae. The coding region runs from base 1 to 840 and encodes 279 amino acids. Gene Ontology annotation, cellular component: nucleus. The transcript has 2 exons. Gene Ontology annotation, molecular function: sequence-specific DNA binding.
AUGGCAAUGUACCCAUGGCGCUCACAGUUUAUAGGUAUUUACGGCAUUGACGGGCAACUGGACAGUCGCUACCUAAGCGCCACAAAAUCGCUGCUUCAAAGCAUAGCCAAUGUGGCUGGCCAGCUUAACGAGCUCUUUGACAUCGAUUCCAGCGAGAACACAUCUGGCGUGUCGCGUGUGUCGGCACACCUUCAUCUCCAAUAUCACCAAUGCAUCGUGCUCACCACGAGGCCAUUACUAUUCAUUUUUCUACAAUCGAGACUCGGCCAAUCUCAUACGACUCCAUUACGUUGGGCGCAAUCUGAAAGCGUCAAAGGUCUUCUUCAAGUUUGCAUGGAGUCUUGUUGUCAGAGUAUCAAGAUUCUAUCGAGACUACUCAACCAAGGCCUGCUGGAAAGCUUCUUGACUUUUGAUCUUGAUGCGACGUUUACAGCAGCCAUUGCCAUAUCCAUGGGUGCCGCCAUUGACCCCUCGCUGGUCCCAGACCAUGCUCAACUGACCCAACGAGCCCAUGCUCUCUUCGAUGAGAUGGGUUCACAUGGAAGCAAAAUUGCGACGAUGAUUGCAUCAGAGCUGAAGCAACUCGACGGAUAUUUGAGCCACCUCCAAGUUGACGGCGCUGAGAUCCUGCCCGUCCAAGAUUUUCGCUCGGAUGUGAUGGCACAAAUGACACCCGGCGGAACAUUAGCUGGUGCUCCGGAAUUGGGCAUAGGGUUCACAGAUGACAUUGAUUUUGGAUUGCAUUUUGAAUUGAGCACUGAACAACUCAUGCAGCUUGCUAACUCUUUGGACGUCGAUAGCUUAAGUCGGCCUUUGUCGGCGGAUCAUCACGGAACGUAG